Messenger RNA from Xenopus laevis (African clawed frog), 1415 nucleotides. It is a transcript of the gene mrpl3.L, whose product is annotated as mitochondrial ribosomal protein L3 L homeolog. Gene Ontology annotation, cellular component: mitochondrial large ribosomal subunit; mitochondrial inner membrane; ribosome. NCBI's taxonomy places the organism in Eukaryota, Metazoa, Chordata, Amphibia, Anura, Pipidae. The record is from RefSeq and is a predicted model, not a curated record. Bases 105 to 1133 code for a protein of 342 amino acids. Gene Ontology annotation, molecular function: structural constituent of ribosome. The transcript has 10 exons. Gene Ontology annotation, biological process: translation.
GAACGGACCAGGAAGCGGCUAGUGACAUUCUUAUGCUUGGGCAAAGGACGAGCAGGGUUUUAUUACUGUAAAGGGAGAUUGUCGGGGUUAACACCCUCCGGGUGAUGAUGGCGGUGGGACUGAGUUGGAGGUUACUGUACAGUGCGCGGAGACAGGUGCUGAGCCGAGUCACUACAGGUACAGAAAGAAAUAUCUCCUGCUUGUUUAUAGCCAGAGGUAUCCAGAGCAGCACCUGGUGGGAUGAACAUCUCUCUGAAGAAAACAAACAAUUUCUAAAACGCUUGACUGCAGAAGAGUAUAACGCUCAAACAGCAAGCAAGCUUUGCCCUCUAAAAGAUGAACCUUGGCCCAUAAAGCCAUGGGAGCCUGAUUCUAACAGGGUUGGUGUGAUUGCAGUCAAGUUAGGAAUGAUGCCGAUAUGGUCUAAAUCCGGAGAGAAACAUGCUGUCACCAUGCUACAAGUUCGUGAUUGUCAUGUCAUUAAAUAUUCACCUAAGGAGGAAUUUGAUGGAAAGUCUGCAUCUCUCACUGUAGGAGGAAAAAAUGUAUCCCCUUUUUAUAAAUCAGAAUCUGUAAUGGAGUUGUAUAGAGAAGCUGGAGUUCCCCCAAAGCAAAAAAUCAGCAUAUUUAAAGUAUCCGAUAAUGCUAUUAUCAAGCCAGGGACCCCACUUUAUGCUGCACAUUUCCGUCCUGGACAGUUUGUGGACAUCACAGCAAAAACGAUUGGCAAAGGAUUUCAAGGUGUGAUGAAAAGGUGGGGGUACAAAGGUCAGCCAGCCUCCCAUGGGCAGACCAAAACACAUCGGAGACCUGGAGCCAUUUCUUCUGGGGAUCCAGCUCGCGUGUUCCCUGGAACGAAAAUGCCUGGAAGAAUGGGUAAUAUCUACAGGACAUCAUAUGCCCUCAAGGUCUGGAGAGUAAAUACAAAGCACAACAUAAUUUAUGUCAAUGGUUCAGUUCCAGGACAUACCAACUGUUUAGUAAAGGUGACCGACACAAAAUUACAUGGUAAAAAAGGCAGUGAAAACCUCCCCUUCCCUACAUUUUUCGCUGAUGGAGAUGAAGAAUUACCAGAAGAUUUAUAUGAUGAUGAGGUUUUUCAGUUCAGUGAACCCUCUGUUAAAUACACUUGAUGUUACUUAAUGAUAAUGGAAAGGUUAUGUCGCUAUAAAAUAGUAAUCAAAUGUACAGAAGGUUUUCAGUUUGUGAAAAAGCAAAUGGGUAUCAACCAAACAGGGAACAAAGGAAAUACUCUGUCUCAUUAGCAGUGUGUUCUAACCCUAACUGACAUUUUCUUUGCAUUGGUUCUGGAUCUCGUAGAUCCCAUUGUUUUUAUAUGUAUUUCUGUGCCUUAUGUUCUGAUCCAUUCAGUGUUUAUAAAUUAUCAGAUGUAUUGAAUAAAUUCUGUUUCAUAA